Drosophila guanche is the source of this 1701-nucleotide messenger RNA. RefSeq lists its product as uncharacterized. The transcript has 4 exons. Bases 750 to 1151 code for a protein of 133 amino acids. NCBI's taxonomy places the organism in Eukaryota, Metazoa, Arthropoda, Insecta, Diptera, Drosophilidae. The record is from RefSeq and is a predicted model, not a curated record.
AAUCACAGCUGCAUUCGCUGAAAAAAUGAGAAUCUCAGAGGCCAGGUUAUUAGCCCUAUCGGAGCGUGUUGUUGGCAUUAGGCACACACACACAACAUCACAUCGCAGCGUCACGGCGUCGCAUCUAAUUCGCGUUUGAUUAUUUAAAUUAGCAAAAUGAGUGACAGACCGGACCGGAGUGGACCGGAGGGAACCGAAAACACGCUCUCAAAUUGAAUAGUUGCUGCAGCUGGUGUCCGAGAAGAUCCAAAAAUAAACGGCAUCAAAGUGCCCAGGCGGGCUGGACCACUGUGGAAAAUUGUGCUGUCCAGUACUGCUCCGGGAGCCCGAGACCGUUGAACUGAGUGACGAGUAUUACGACGCAGCGCUGCACAGACGGAGGAGCCCAUAGCCCCACCAGCCGAGCUCUGGGCACAGAAAAUUCACUUUUUCAGAAAAUGUAUUUAGUGCAGGGGCGACAUUCGCAGCGACAACGAAAACGACAGCGACAGCAACAGCGAGAGCAACAGCCACUUGACUUGCAGCACUGAGCACGUCGGAAAGCAGCGACAAUUGAGAGGAGGAGAAACUGCCGGGACAGUUUUUUUGGGGGGAGUCAGUGGAAAAAUAGGAUUCCAAUUCAGGAAAGGGCUCGUGCUGCUGCUACUGCUGUUGCUGCGUCGCUCAGAUUAGAGCUGAGCAAACCCUAAACCAAACCCUAACCUUGAGCAAACCAAAGCAAGACAAGAAGCCACAUCGUUGAAGAGAACAUGGGCAAAUUAGUGACUUAUAUCUUUAUCGUCAGCUCAGUGGUGCUGUGGUAUCUGCUGUUAUUCGAUGGCGGCAGAGGCGUGGAGGCGACCAACGGGCACGGCAGCCAGCUGGAGGGGCGCGACUUCCACCACCACGGCGGGAGCCACCACAUACGCCGUAACAUCAACCACUGCUGGCGGCGCUACGAUGGCUACAACCUGCAGAACACCAUUGUCAACAAGAAGGAGCAGCUGAAGAAGCCCUACGGCAUAUUGUGCAAUUUCAAGUGCACUUGGUUCUUCACAACAAGCUUCCCCACUUGCGAGUUUAUCUAUGACUAUAAGCUAUCCUGCGUGCUGUUCACCUCACUGCCCGACUGUACCACCGUCAAGUGUACGCUCUUAAAUUAUUUUAGCUAGAGCCCCAGCUGCUAGCCCAGCCCCGCUCCCCACUGCAGUGCAGGUCAUAUCCGUAAACAUACUGUUAGCUAUUUUAUUGUAUUUAUUUAUAUUUCAGUAGCAGUCUAAGCUUUUAAUUUCAUAGAAUAAGUCUGAUUACUACUAGAUUUUAUAUGGAAAUGGAAACCGUUUAAGAGGUACAUAAAGAGGGACAGAAACACUUUGAAUCAUCUCUUUGAAUUUGACAAUCGAAGCUACUCCAAGUGUGCGUCAGCAACGCCAUUUUCACUAAUUUUGUUGAGCAGGUUUAAAUGCUACAAAUGCUUUCAGUGCACUAUGGGUAAAAAGCCCGUUUUUUUGGCAUUAACCAAACCAAAAGAGCUCUACAAAUUGGCAUGAAUGUUUGCUAGACUAAAGUAGAUUUUUGGAAAAUAAAUGUAGUCAUUUGGACCCCGUCUACCUCCCGCCCCCAUGCAAACUGGAACCCAUUGUUCAAAAGAUUAAUUAUGCUAAAAGAUCCUUUAAACAUUUAAGAACUUUUGAAAAAAAUAUAUUUGAUUGACUGAUUGAA